AUGAAUCAAGCUCCUUUGAGUGCAACUGGCGUCAAUUUUUACAUUUCUGGGCCCCGCCCUGCACGACUCUUCCCAACGCCGAUCCACGAGUUUCGCAAGGGCAAGUAUGCCACAGCUGGAGGAGAAAGUGGAUUCAUGACCGUGUUUGAGUACGACGUUCGUGGCCACACAAUGAUGAUCGACGUCGACACCUCUUUUGUCCGCUUCACCUCGAUCACUCAAGCGCUCGGCAAAAACAAAGUCAACUUUGGAAGACUUGUCAAGACAUGCCCUGCUUUAGACCCGCAUAUCACGAAACUCAAGGGCGGAUAUCUGAGCAUCCAGGGCACGUGGCUGCCGUUUGAUCUGGCGAAAGAGCUCUCGCGCCGGAUCGCCUGGGAGAUUCGAGAUCACCUGGUGCCUCUGUUCGGAUACGACUUUCCUUCGACUUGCCUGCGACCGGACUCUGAAGGGUUCGGUCAGCUAGCUAUCGGUAUGUCGCAGAAGCGUGCACGCAAGCGUCACAACAACGGCGGCCCUCACCAGACGUCGUGUUACGGCCCGAGUCUGCCCAUCUCGAUCGAGUUGUGGCAACAUUCGACUGACCCUCUGCGAGAUCUUGGUGAAUCUAGUGUGGUCGGUGGACAAGCUAUCGAACAUGUUUCCGCAAAGAACAGUGCUGUUCAGCCUUGUUAUGGAUCAUCGCAGCCGGCAACGUUUCACUACAGCAAGGGAUACGGAUUGGAAAGCCGUCCGUGGUACGGUCAAGAUUACCUCGAGUCCAACAGCCUGGAAAGCAUGUGGAAUUCAGCGCAAGCCGGCGGCGGAUCGGUGGGCUUGCAGGUUCCCAUCUCGACCUGUGGCGCCACAGCAUCGCCUUGCUUGGCUGCGAUCGGGGCGAAUGGCGGCUCACCAAUCUUGUCAUCGCCACCUUCGUCUAACGCAUCGUCUUCGUCGAAUCAAAGCUAUACGGCGGCUGGGUACGGCUUGAUGGUGCCACCCACCGUGCCUUCGCACUCUGUCAACAGCGAGGCUGGCGCCAACCAAGCCGAAGGUCCAACACCCAUCGAUGGCUCGCGUAGCUACGCGAGUCUGACCGCGCACGGCUACGCGACGGGCUACGGUGACGCCAACGCUUCGCUGUCGACAUGGAACGAUGCAACGCAUGCUUCAACCUUCACGCUUCAUGUCCAUGCUCAUGUACAUUUCCAACCGCCAGAUCCCGAAAGCGCCCAACUAUUCACUAUACACGAUUUUGGCUCUGACCCUUUUUACGCAGAACAAGUAGAACGCGGUUGA
Mycosarcoma maydis (corn smut) is the source of this 1278-nucleotide messenger RNA. RefSeq lists its product as uncharacterized. Lineage: Eukaryota; Fungi; Basidiomycota; Ustilaginomycetes; Ustilaginales. Gene Ontology annotation, cellular component: MBF transcription complex; SBF transcription complex. The transcript is spliced from 5 exons. The coding region runs from base 1 to 1278 and encodes 425 amino acids. The record is from RefSeq and is a predicted model, not a curated record. Gene Ontology annotation, molecular function: DNA binding; transcription regulator activity.